GUAAUAUAUGCAAUGCAUUUACUUGUUAAAGUUAUAUUUUAAUCACUGCAUGCGUGAAUAUGUAAUGAAACCUCUGUGCUUAGGAAAUGGGUGCAAGCACUAGAUUGCUUUCUCAGUAAAGGUAGUGCGAACGGCACAGUUUUACAUAUAAUGAUGGAGGCCAUCAUCUUAGCUGAGAAAGCCGGCUUAAAAGUCGAUGCAAUUGCCAAUGAUGGUGCAUCGUGGAACCGUACGAUGUGGGAUUUGUUUGGUGUUACGGAAGAUUGCGUCAGUAUAGAGCACAUCGUUGAUCCAGAACGCAGAUUAUGGUUUAUUUCGGACUUUCCACAUCUAAUAAAGUGUCUGCGCAAUUUCUUUUCGAAGCAAGAAAAAUAUGCUAACGUUUGGGUAAAUAUAUAUGAGUGAGUAAAUAAAAAAUGUUAUUGAACCAUCUGAUUUACUUUCUUUUAGACACCCGAUGGACAUGUUUCCUUAAAACAUUGGUACGCUCUCCUAGCUAUUGAAAAUUCCCAAAGCAUAUAAUUUAAAAGUAAAUUAUCACUUAAGGGAAGAGCAUAUUAAUCCGCAAUACUACCAAAAAAUGAAUGUUGCUCUAGCGUUUCAGUUCUUUGGAGUUGCUGAUAGUAUGCAAAUCUUUCAAGAUAAACAUCCGGAUCUUACAGAUUGUGAGGGAUCUAUAAUGUUUUGUAGAAGGAUUAAGUCACUUAUUACCGCCAUGAAUAGCAGAACGCCUUUAAAUAGCUUAAAGCCAGGCAACGAAAUGUGGCAGGUGAUUAUUAUUGACUAAAUUGCAACUCAACAAUGAAUAGUUGAGUUGCAAUUUAAAAAGAUGCUCCUCCUUGCUCUCUAUUGGUAUUUAUAGGGAUGAGGGUAAUGCAUAAGCAUAGGGAAGGUUCUGGCCAAUCAGGAUUUAAGGAGGGUGUAUGUCUCAGCGGGGGUGGCUCCCCUUUUAUUAGUCAUGUUCCUUAGUACGUGUCCCCUAGCCUGGCCGGCUGUAAUAGUUUUCUUUAUUGUAAUUUCCCUCAUUGUCGUAUCGAUUUCCGCUUAUUUGGGUCGUUCGGCUGAGAUUUAUAGCUUCCUUAUUGUUUGGUAGAUCUGGGGUGUCUCCCCCUGUUUGACCUGGUUUAUUCAGGAUUGACGCCCUUUCAUCUGCCGUCGCGUGUGUUAGUGGCUUGGUCUCCGUUAUGCCUGCCUUGGAACAGUUCCAUUUACCGUGGUGAGGUACUCCUUUGGUCGAGCGUGGUAUUCGCGUGAGUGUUGACCGGCCAGUUUAGAUCAUAGUAGUCUCUCCCCUUCCGAUUUUUAGUCGGUGUGGUGGACGUACCUCCUUGUUUUCCUUCUUGACCGUGGUGUUUUCCUCUAAUUGGUUCUUUUUUGCGGGGGUGAAUCCAUUCCUUUGGGUCUAUUCGGAAAAUUCGUCGCCCGAUUGGUUUCUCACUUUUCUUCGCCUCCUCGGUCCUUCUCGGGGUUCGCCUACCUGUGUCCCUUUAAAAAGGCCCCCGGACUGCUCAUUCCGCACUCAGUUUCUCGCCUUCUGCUCCUCCGUGAUCUUCCUACCUGUUCGAGAUCUUCGCCACAGUAGUGCUUUGUGCUGGUAUCCUGGUUCGGUUUGCGCGGGCCAUGAUCUCUACUCUGGCUCCGAUCUUCGAUCCAGUGGUUCGUGUCCUUAGUUGGCAUCGUCCUGCCUGGGUCCCCUCGAAGCCUGUAGGUUGGGCCGACCGUCAGGUCCCUGUUACGCCAUCGCCCUCUCCGGCUUCUGAUUUUGAGGACUUCCCGGAGGAAGAGUCCCCUUUGUUCACUCUACCUUGCCAUACCCAGACUCCCUGGUGGAUUGACAUCGGGUCUUUUUGCCCCUUAUGCCGUCAGCCGCGCCACACUCCUCCGACCAUCGAGCGGGAGUACUACCGUGAUUAUGACAGAUUCGUCUUUGAUUCCCGGUUCCCUGUUGUUCGGGACUCCUUCCCUGACUCCUGGAUUGAGUGUCACCACGAGUCCUGGGAGGAUCACGCGGCCUGGAGGAUCUGCUCGAUCUGCCGUUGCCGCCUUGAUCAUCCACUCCACAUGAUGCGUCUCCGGGGCAAGGGCAAUUGGAUCCGCAUUCCCAGUCACAAGUGCUGUCCAGCGACGAGCGACGCCGACUUGUUUUGAGAUUGUUGUAAUUGCGUUCUGCGUGUGAUCAUAAUGUAUUUUGUACUGCGUGCUUUUUUAUAUUUUCGUAAGGGUACUCC
This is a messenger RNA of Nasonia vitripennis (jewel wasp), 2228 nucleotides long. RefSeq lists its product as uncharacterized. The record is from RefSeq and is a predicted model, not a curated record. The transcript has 5 exons. The coding region runs from base 1621 to 2148 and encodes 175 amino acids. Lineage: Eukaryota; Metazoa; Arthropoda; Insecta; Hymenoptera; Pteromalidae.